Molecule: messenger RNA, 1204 nt
Organism: Notolabrus celidotus (New Zealand spotty)
Lineage: Eukaryota; Metazoa; Chordata; Actinopteri; Labriformes; Labridae
Gene: rsph14
Product: radial spoke head 14 homolog
Exons: 6
Coding region: 78-1136 (352 amino acids)
Molecular function (GO): protein binding
Source: RefSeq, a predicted model, not a curated record
CUUCAGCUGUUUGCGGUAACCAGGCAACCGUCUCCCUGCAGUCUAACCGGGCUCCGCUCUCGUUAAACCCCCCCAGGAUGGCCGCCUUAUUGAUAGACCGGAGCCGGGCCCCGGUGGCCUUCGGCAGCCGGGCUGUCCCGCAGCUGUUCGAGGAGCUGCAGAGACCAGAGCCAGGGAGCAGACUGAAGGGUCUGACCUCCCUCUGCGACCUGAUGCACGACCCGGAGCGGGUCUACCAGACCGUCAACGGGGGGUUUUUGGGGCAGCUGAAGGUUUUGUUGGAGGAUGAGGAUCCAUCAGUCAGGACCAAAACCUGCGAACUGCUUCACGUGCUGACAGGACACAACAUCGGCAGACAGGCCCUCCUCUGCUCCUCCCUCCUCCCCCCUCUCUCUCGCCUCCUGGAUGACCUCUCGUCCUCCUGCAGGAGAAACGUCCACCGAGUGCUGAACCGGCUCACUCUGCUGCCUGCAGGCGCCCACGCUCUCCUCUCUCUGGUUCCUAAACUGAUGCUGAAGCUGCGGACUCAGGAGGAGGAGAAGGAGGAGGAGGAGGUGCAGGUGCUGCUCCUCUCUACUCUCAGCUCCUGCUCCAGACUGGACCCUCUGCCGGCUCUGGCCUCUGAUGGUGUCUCUCUGGUGGGACGCAAGCUCGCACACCGCUCCACGAACAUCCGCAGGGAGGCGGCGGCGGCCAUGAUGGCGCUCAGUGUCUGUGAGGACGGGAAGCAGCAGGUCUGUGAGGAGGCGGUCCUCCCCGUUCUGGUGGAGCUGCUGCAGGACAGAGACGUGGAGGUUCAGGCCAACGCUGCAGGAGUCAUCAUGUACAUGGUGAUCAUCACCACAGGUAAGCAGCGGUGUCUGGAUCUGAACGUCAUCCCCGUCCUCCUCGACCUCCUCGUGUCCAAGAGCGAGGAGCAGGAGGAAGAGAAGGACGAGGAGAAGAGGAGGAGGAGGAAGGCUCUCGUCUUGUACUCCCUGAGGGCUCUGACCUCGCUGGCUGAAGUUCCCGACGGUCGCUGCAUCCUGCUGGAGCAGCUCCCCCUGCUGGUGAGGAGGAGCGAGGCCGCAGAGGAGGACCAGGACGUGAGGCGAGCGGCUCAGACCGCCGUCAGGGUCGUCACAUGGACUCCCUGAGACUCUGAUGACCUCGGAGUGUGGAAACAAAACGAUGAGUGGAUAAAUAAAGUUAACCUCUUCAGAUA